Molecule: messenger RNA, 592 nt
Organism: Acaulospora morrowiae
Lineage: Eukaryota; Fungi; Glomeromycota; Glomeromycetes; Diversisporales; Acaulosporaceae
Source: the annotation of a GenBank genome assembly
UGAGUAAUAUCGGUUAUCAUUCAAGCAUUGUCAAGUGCCUGAUUCUUCAGUAUCACUGGUUCUUCAACACUGAAGAAGAGGAAGCAUCUGAUAUCGAAUAUCAAGAAGAGCUUCUAGAUCUCGAUAUUGAAGUUAGUGAACCGGAGGGCGAAACUGAUGGACUUCAAGAAAACAACAUUUCGGUGGAUGAUACAUCCUCAUUUGAUAAUCGUUCUGCGAUUUCAGAGAGUUACGCUCCAUGGCCAUCGUCGGAACCUGUUUACGGGACGACUUUUGAUGAAGCUAGAAGAAGUUUAUCAGAGGAGCCUGUUGAUCAAAUCCUUGAAGAUCACCUAGAAGAACAUUCAGAGACCGAAAUGAAUUCACAACAGAUUCCACUAAUACAUGUCCAUGAAGAAACUCGGUUGAGGGAAACUGUUCUGACCGAUGUUACAGAAGAAUCGGAGGAGGAAUCAUCUGAAUCACCAAGGCACUUUUCAGAAACCGAAGUUAAGUCACAUCAGGAAUCCGAUCUUCUGUUUACGCAAAUUCGAGAGGAAAGUCAGUUGAAUAAUGAAAUAGUUCUAAAAAAUAUUGUGGAGGAAUCGCCUGA